AUGCAAUGGUCGCUCCAUUCGCCAGGACUGAAGGGCAUUCGCGCUUUGCGUGGCCUGCGACAGCACGUUAGGUUGUUCGUCUCGCUGCGACCGUAUCAAGAACACUGUCUCGAUGCUUGUAUACGCGCCCUCGACUCUGGAUCCACUCGAAUUGGUAUAUCGCUACCGACAGGCUCAGGCAAGACCACCGUGUUCUUGUCGCUGUUGUCGAGAAUUCCCUCGCCAGAAAAUGUUCCAGGCGCGACCAAGGCCUUGGUCAUCGUCAACAGCAUAGAGCUCGCGCAACAGGCUGCAAAUCAAGCGCGUCUCCUGUUUCCCAACUGGUCUGUGGAAAUCGAGCAGGGCACGAAGCACCACGCGUCUGGUCUGGCAGAUAUUACUGUUGCUACGUAUCAGACUUUGCUGCAGAACCCAAGAAUCGCCAAAUUUGACCCCAAUACAUUAAAGGCUAUUAUCAUUGACGAGGCACACCAUGCCGCUGCCCCAUCGUAUCGCCGUCUUUUAUCUCGCUUCGACGCGAACAUAGAAAGUCCUGACCUCGACUUCCUUCCUCCGUCUCUGAAGCACACGAUUCCUAUCAUCGGUUUCUCGGCGACUUUCAGUCGGCAUGAUGGGCUAGCGUUGGGAUCAGUCUUCGAACAGAUUGUUUAUCACCGAGACUUCCUAGAGAUGAUCAAAGAACAAUGGCUCUGCGACGUUCGCUUUACCACAGUACGGGCACAACUGAACUUGAAGGACGUUACAAUCAACACGCGAACUGGAGACUUCAAUCCUACCAGUCUAGCACAUGUCAUCAACACGGAUACUAUCAAUCGUCUUGUCGUUCAAAGCUGGAUCGAUCGCGCAGGAUCGCGGAAGUCUACUUUGGUCUUCUGCGUGAGCUUGGAACAUGUCCGAGCACUCACGCAGACAUUCCGCAAUUAUGGGAUAGAUGCGCGAUACGUGUAUGCUAAGACACCAACAAAUGAACGCAAGCAGCUUGUUGACGGAUUCAAAGCCGGUGAAUUCCCCGUCUUGAUUAACUGUGCUGUAUUGACCGAGGGCGCUGAUAUUCCGAACAUCGACUGCGUUCUGAUCGCAAGACCGACGCGAUCGCAGAACAUAUUUGCCCAAAUGAUAGGCAGAGGGAUGCGCCUAUCUCCCAAUACUGGCAAAACAGACUGCAGGAUCAUAGAUUUCGUAGAUUCGACGAGCCGUGUCUCCGGUGUUGUCGCUGUCCCUACGCUGUUUGGCCUCGAUCCCGCGUCAGUGGACAUAGAAGAUGAGACGAUCGAGAGCAUGGAAGAGAAGGCAGCUGCGGAGAAGGUUCCCUUGGGUAUCGCCGACGAUAUUCCUCAACCUCGAUCAGUGACCUACACCGACUAUGACGACCCCUUCUCCCUCAAACACAAUGCCUCUGGUUCUCCCCAUAUCGCGACACUCAGUACGAACGCGUGGGUGGGUUGUGGCGACGACAUCUACGUUUUAGAAUGUCUGGGCAAAGGUCAUAUACGGAUCGAACCAGCGAAGGAAGAUGAACAGAAGGAACCGCACUUUCAGGCGUGGUUUGCCCCAGCUUCAUUGGACAGAGAGACAGCUCAAGCUUUUAAGCUAUCACCCUUCUUUCGUUCUCGGAAGAUCGUUACUGCACCAACGCUGAGUGCUGCCGUUCGCGCAUGCGAUACAUAUGCUCGUACCAAAGUCAUCCACGGGCCCAUGGUGCAAGGGCUCCUACGAACUGCUAAAUGGCGGAAAGCGCUCGCCACAGACUCGCAGAAGAGCAUAAUCGCCAAACGGUGGCAGAAACGACCAGCUUCGAGUGGGCUGCUUGAUGGAAAGACAAAUCCUAAACUCGCUACAUUGGAGGAACGUCUAGCACAUAUGACGAAGGGCGAGGCUGCCAAUAUCAUCACCCGCUUGAAACACGGAGCUCAAGCUCGGUAUGACAAGAAGGUCAAAGCUACCGUUAAGGCUCAGAAAGUAGUUGCCAGCGAAGAGGCACGCCGUGCGCGAUACGAGGUUAAAGUUGGUCCCAUGCAUAGAGCCUAA
Molecule: messenger RNA, 2028 nt
Organism: Pleurotus ostreatus (oyster mushroom)
Lineage: Eukaryota; Fungi; Basidiomycota; Agaricomycetes; Agaricales; Pleurotaceae
Exons: 11
Coding region: 1-2028 (675 amino acids)
Molecular function (GO): DNA binding; ATP binding; hydrolase activity
Source: RefSeq, a predicted model, not a curated record